GGUUGAACACCAACCGUGUGCAGUGUUUUCUGUUUUGAGUGUUUGGUAUUGUAAGGGAAGUGGCAGAAGUUGGAUGUGAGUUGUUUAAAUGUUUACUGUAUAAGACGCUCUGGGAUAGGUAGUGAGUGUACCGUAGGUAAAUAAAUAUAACCAUGGCGGAUAGAUUAACACAACUUCAAGAUACGAUUAAUCAGCAAGCCGAUCACUUCUGUAACAGUAUUGGCAUCCUACAACAAUAUUCAACACCCAGUAAAUUUUCUGGAUUUGAUAGAAGCGGGUCCCAGACACCUUCACAACAACAGCAAGAAGAUUAUGCGCAGCUUUUUGCUACGUUAAUCGCUAGAUGUGCUAAAGAUAUAGAUGUCUUGAUUGAAUCCUUGCCAAAUGAUGAUUCCUCAACGGAAUUGCAGUGUAACAGCUUGCGCUUGUUAGAACAGGAGAACAAGGAAGCAGGUGAGCAGCUAGAAGAAGUGGUGCGGCGUGGUGAGGCCCUGCUGCAGCAGAUCCAAGAUGCACUUGCAGACAUUGCACAGAGUCAACUAGACAUGCAAAGACUUGCUGCAGCUGAUAGUUAACAGUGCUCAGUGGUUUGUGACAAGCCCAUCUGGACAUGAAACUGUGAUGAUGAAGUUUUUUAUGUGAAGACUGUGUCAGUUUGUUGUUUACAAUAUUUGUAAAUGUUAUUGCUUAUUAAAGUUUUUCAAUUUUGA
Molecule: messenger RNA, 710 nt
Organism: Schistocerca americana (American grasshopper)
Lineage: Eukaryota; Metazoa; Arthropoda; Insecta; Orthoptera; Acrididae
Gene: MED21
Product: mediator of RNA polymerase II transcription subunit 21
Exons: 4
Coding region: 153-575 (140 amino acids)
Biological process (GO): regulation of transcription by RNA polymerase II
Cellular component (GO): mediator complex
Molecular function (GO): transcription coregulator activity
Source: RefSeq, a predicted model, not a curated record